Molecule: messenger RNA, 2301 nt
Organism: Paramecium tetraurelia
Lineage: Eukaryota; Ciliophora; Oligohymenophorea; Peniculida; Parameciidae
Exons: 6
Molecular function (GO): protein binding
Source: RefSeq, a predicted model, not a curated record
AUGAGAAAAUAAUUAUAGGUCCUGAAGGAACUUUAAGGAGAUUUAAGCCUUAUUGAAACACCAAAUUAUAAAAAGCUUAUAUCAUGCAUCGACAAAAUACUAGAGAGCAACACAACCGAUGGAGAGCUAUACUAUUAGAAAGGAGUGAUAUUCUUUUAAAAAGACGAUUAUCAAUAGGCGAUAGAGUAUUUUAGAAAGGCAUUAAAUUGCGAUGCUAAAAAUAAUACUAUAAUUUAAAAUUUGGGAAUCUCAUAUAAAGCUGUUGGCAAUUUUUAGGCUGCAUUAGAAUAGUUUAACAAGAGUUUAGAGAUUCAGCCCAAAAACACUUAGGUAGCCAUCCUAAAGGGUGAUACUCUCAGGCUGAUGAAACGAUUUACUGAGGCUGAAACUAUUUUUCAGGAUCUCCAUAAAAAGGACAGAGAUAAUGUUAAUGUUAUUUAAGGAUUAAUAGAGUUAAAGUUAGACUAAGAUUUAAAAAGCGAGGCUAUAUAGUAUAUAGAAUAAAUAGAAUCAUUAAAAGUGAUAGAAGUGGAUCCUCUUUUAUUAAUAGCGUAACGACUUGUAUAGUCAAAGUUGGAUAAAUAAGCUUUGAAAAUCUUGAGCAAGAUUCUCGCAUAUGACAAUAAGAACACAGAUGGUUGGUAUAGUUAAGGAAUCAUUUUAUAUAACGGAGAUCAAUUUACAGAGGCUUUGAAAUCUUUUGAAAAGGUUAUAGAAUUGGAUCCUUAAAAUACUUCUGCAAUGCUCUACUUGGCUUUGUCUUUUGGGUAGCUGAAUAGAUAUCAGGAUGCAAUCUAAAUAUUUGGUAAAUUGUUGUAGAUAAAUCCAAAAGAUGCAGCAAUUUGGAAUAAUAAGGGUAUUGCAUGUAGAGAAUUGAAAUAGUAUCAACAAGCUUUGGUAUGUUUUGAUAAGGCUUUGGAGAUAAAUCCGACUAACCCGCUCUAUAAAAUAAAUAAAGCGUUGAUAAUGAUUGAAAUUAAUAAACCUGAAGGUUUGAAAUUGCUUUAGAAAGCCAAGGAAUCUUUUAAUUCCGACAUAUAAUUAUUAAAUAACUAAGUGUUUACUUCUGUAAAUAUCUAGUAUAUGUAAUUAUAAUUCUAAUUGUUGGAAUAAAAUGGAGAUGAACAUGAUUUGUUAAAUUAAAUUGAAAAUCUUGAAAAUAUCGAAAAUAUUGAGACAAAAGAUCUAGAGGGAAAGAGACUGAUUAUUAAUACAAAUGAUUUGAAUCAUAAAGAUUUUGGGAAACUGAAAAACAGUGAGAGAAAGAAUACUGAAAGAUCAGUACAAAAACAACUAGUUAGAAUUCCUACUGAAGAAGUGCAAAGUGAGAUUUUAAAUUAAUAAGAAUAAAAGAAGGACCUCAAUGUCAGUUUUAUUCAGUAGAGUUGUUUGAUUCAAGGAAGCAAUAGUGAUUUAAUGUAAAUAGAAAAUACUCUAAUUGGAGGGUAAUAGGGAAGUAUAAAAAAAAGGAAUACUAAGUUUAAAAUUGACUAGCUAGAAAACAUGUAUCAGUAAUUGAGAUAAAAAAUAAAUACUAUUGAAUAAUAGAUAUAGUUAGUUGGAUUAGAUAAAAGAGCUGCAAUUUACAAGUAAUUACAAGAAUUUUAAAAAAGUGCAGAAGGGUUGAAUUAAUUAGCUUAUUAUAAAGCAUUUUUCUGGACUCUGUUUAAUUAUAUUCAAUCUUAUGCAAAUUAAAGUACUGGACUCUUUCAACAUAACACUAAUCAAACAAUCGAGACUCCAGCAGAGAAGGUAGCAGACAAUUUAGAAACAGGUUUAGCCAUUGGAGUCAAGAUAUCAGCCUCAAUUCCAUUAAUAAAUACUGUUUUGUCUACAGUUCAUUCUGCCGUUCAUACUCUUUUUCAAAUCCAUAAAGACAAUAAACAUUAAGAUAGAAUAGAGGCGAUUAAUGAGAUCAUCUCAAAAAAAGUGAUUGGCUUAAGUGAUUUAGAAUUAUAAAUAUCUAGCGCAGCACUCGAUCUUUCUAUAAAAAAAUUAGAUAUAAUCAAGGAUUUAGAAACAGUAGAAAGGAAAAAAUCGAAAACUCUAACUUAAGAAAUGGAGAAGAUUAUAAGGAGAAUGAUGGAGUCCAAAUCGUCUCUUUAUUAAGGUGGAGCUAGUCAAAUAGGUUUAGAAGAUGCUUUAAAUUGUCUUGGCUACUAUUAUUAAAAUGGAUUAAUUGAUGAAGAUCAGGAACUCUCGUAAUAGAUUGUAUUGAUAAUUAUAGAAAAGCGAUACUUUUAAAAAACUCCCAUAGUAGAGUCAAGGGAGUGCUUUUCUUGUAGUUGUUAAAUACAAUGA